Molecule: messenger RNA, 1247 nt
Organism: Salpingoeca rosetta
Lineage: Eukaryota; Choanoflagellata; Craspedida; Salpingoecidae
Exons: 1
Coding region: 78-1073 (331 amino acids)
Cellular component (GO): membrane
Molecular function (GO): sulfotransferase activity
Source: RefSeq, a predicted model, not a curated record
GAUUUUUCGCGGAUGGCUUCAACGAAUGCGAAGCAGCAGCUCAAAGUCACGAGCAGAUCCAACCACAACCUGCGCUGAUGAGGCCGUUACGAAGGAGGGCUGUGAUCGCAGCAGCCACCACCGCCACGGCGGUGCUGCUGUUGGGGGUGGUGUUGGUCGGUGGUGGUGUCGUUGUUGAGAGGGCGCAGGCCAUGGAGAGCUGCCCGCUUCCCACACCAGCAAGGAACAGCGUGUCGGAUGCGUUGUACGACCAGAACUACGUGUGGCUGCGCAACGUCAACGCCAUUGACAGGAACACGCAGCGACCGACGGCACGGCGCAACACCACUUGCUACGUCUCGGACCGGUUCAAGUUUGUGUUCCACCACGUGCUGAAGAACGGCGGCUCAACGAUCAUGGUGCGCCUGAAGCUCGGGAUUGGCGAGACGAUCCCAGGCCACAAGCCCGGUGAGCCCUGGCCCGGUGACAUGCACCAGCGGGGGUUCACAUCGCACGACAAGUCAUGGCUGCGCGGUAUGCACUGCUCGAAGGCUGUGAGGGAGCUGCGGGACUACGUCCACUUCGCGUUUGUCAGGGACCCGUAUUCUCGACUGCGCAGCAUACAGGCAUUUGCCACGCACCUGCGGCGACCAGCGCACCGUGCGUUUCCGCGGCCGAUCCCGUCCCUAGACACGCUGGCCACAUCCAGUGACCCGGAGGGCGCGUUCCGUGGUGCCACCAGCAUGGGCAUCGGGCAUGCCAUGCCGCAGUCUGGAGUGGUGGCGAGUGGGAGCGGAUGGGUCGUGGACUUUGUUGCGGACAUUCGCUUCAUGCGGGAGGCGUUCCAGGACCACCUUGUCCCCGUGCUGAAGCAGAGGCUUGCUGGCACGGGCAUUGACACGACGCCACUGGACAACUUUGCGGCGUACUUUGGCAUGACAAAGCAAGUGAACGUGAUGAAGAAGAAGGAAGUUGACUUGGAGGAGGAGGAGCGCAUUCGCUGCCUGCUCUACAAGAGCCCCGUUUAUCGCCGGGACUACGAGCUCUUCUACACCACGCACGAGCGCAAGCGACGGCAGGCAAGCCAGCCAUAGUGAAAUUUAUGUUGUGUGUGUGUGUGUGUUCGUAUUUGUAUUUGGUUGGUUGAUUGGUUGGCUGGGUGUGUGUGUGCGUGUGUCUGUGUGUCUGUGUGUGUCUGUGUUUGUGGUGUGCCACAUCACAUCAUGUCCGUCUUCAAAUUCAUCAUACAUAAACAACUUCCAUGCUCG